AUGCCGCCAAAGACCGCCGCAUCGAGUUUGGCACUAGUCAUUGAGCUUGCCAAGGAGUCUCCCGCACGUCUUCAUGAUGUCAUUCAAUUCCACCGACGUCGUUCUUUCGAGGCGAUUGAGGUUACGCAUGUCUCAAUCUACAAGAAAAUUCAAGACUUCGAGGAAGAUAUCGGAUCGGUGUAA
This is a messenger RNA of Penicillium daleae, 183 nucleotides long. RefSeq lists its product as uncharacterized. The record is from RefSeq and is a predicted model, not a curated record. The transcript has 2 exons. The coding region runs from base 1 to 183 and encodes 60 amino acids. Lineage: Eukaryota; Fungi; Ascomycota; Eurotiomycetes; Eurotiales; Aspergillaceae.